AUGGUGAAGGCGGCUGUGGUGGUCUCCAUCCUCCUCCUCCUCCUCGCUGCGCUGUGCUGCCAGAGCCUGGCUCAGAGAGCCCCAGCCUUGCCAGACAAAUGCUGCUUCAACUUCCAGAAGAGAAGGAUCAAGAGAGACAAUGUCAUCGCCUGCUACCCCACCAGCCCCGAGUGCCCGCACCAGGCUGUGAUUUUCAGGGUGAAGAGCGGGAAGGAGAUCUGCGCCCAGGUGAGCAGGGCCUGGGUGAAGAGGUACCAGCAGAGCUUCCAAGUCAGCUCCUUCUCCAUCCCAAGCUAG
Messenger RNA from Cariama cristata (Red-legged seriema), 297 nucleotides. RefSeq names its product C-C motif chemokine 4-like. Gene Ontology annotation, biological process: neutrophil chemotaxis; cellular response to interleukin-1; lymphocyte chemotaxis. The record is from RefSeq and is a predicted model, not a curated record. The transcript is spliced from 3 exons. Gene Ontology annotation, molecular function: chemokine activity; CCR chemokine receptor binding. NCBI's taxonomy places the organism in Eukaryota, Metazoa, Chordata, Aves, Cariamiformes, Cariamidae. The coding region runs from base 1 to 297 and encodes 98 amino acids. Gene Ontology annotation, cellular component: extracellular region.